AUGUUUGAUGAUGGUACACAAGAAUGUUGUGAUAUCUUAGUUGACUCAGAUGGAAUUAAUUCUCCAGAUAAUUCGAAAUUUUGCGAAUUUAAUGUUUUAAUAUUAGAAUUAUGGAACUUGAUCCCUAAAUCAACUCCAAAUGAUCCAGAAAAUUUUCAAUUAUCUGACUUGACGAAGACAAUAUCAAGAUAUUAA
This is a messenger RNA of Funneliformis caledonium, 195 nucleotides long. The record is from the annotation of a GenBank genome assembly. NCBI's taxonomy places the organism in Eukaryota, Fungi, Glomeromycota, Glomeromycetes, Glomerales, Glomeraceae.